UGAUUCAAUGAAUUGUAGCGCUUACUCGGUGGGAACCUUUGUUACAGGGAGAUGGGGUCUGGUAGGAAGAUGUUGGAGAGCGGGAUUCUGGGAAGAGCUGAGUUCGUGGUACCGGAUGUGUGAUUUUCAAUAAAGUGUGUUCAUUUAGAAGUAAUACACAGUGUGAGUCUGAUCGUUUGUGGAAACCCCCCAAUCUAUAACACUGCUUGUACGAGAGCAGCCUGUUUCCUGUUUGUGUGUGAAUACAUCAUGUAGUCAAAUGUUUGCGCAUUUUCUGAAACCUACCGAGCAGAACCCCAUUUGAUACUGUGGACAGUAAAGAUGGAAUCAGUCCCGAUUAAAGAGGAGCUCCCUAAACUUGAACUGGUCCCCAUUAGACUGGAGUUCUCUGGACUGUCUUCCCUCCCCAUUAAACAGAAGCUCUGUGAGAUGCCAUCUGACAGCAUCAAGUUGGAGGUGUCUGGGAUUAAAGCUGAGCGCAAUGAAUUGGAGAUCUCCCAGACAGAAGAACCCCUUCCUGUGAAUGAAGAGGUGCUGGAAAUGUUACCAAGCAGAACCACGUUUGAUGCCUUGGACAAUGUGAAGAUGGAAUCUGUCCCGAUUAAAGAGGAGCUCCCUAAACUUGAACUGGUCCCCAUUAGACUGGAGUUCACUGGACUGGCUUCCCUCCCCAUUAAACAGGAGCUCUGUGAGACGCCCUGUGACAGCAUCAAGCCAGUGGUGUCUGGAAUUAAAGCUGAGCGCAACGAACUGGAGAUCUCCCAGACAGAAGAACCAGUUCCUAUGAAAGAAGAGGUGCUGGAAAUGGUGCGUAUUAAACUGGAGCCCCUGAAAGAGGAGGUACUCUUGAAACCAGGGAAGGAAGAAUCCGAAGACUUGAAAGCAGCCCCCACUGAGCUGGGUCCGGUGCACCUGCGGGAGUGUAGCGUGGUGCUGGAGAGAAUCUAUGUGAGAAAGCAAGGCUCUGGAGAGGAAGGCUCUCCCAACAGCACGCAAGGAGGUGGACAGGAAGACAGGAGCUCACAUUCAGAGUGCAGUCCAGCAGGUUCCAGUCCAGCAGUUCAAGCAAGGACCCAGUUAAGGAAUUUAAAAAUACUGAGAGGAGAGAAAUUAAAAAAUACCAGAGGAGAGAAACCGUAUCACUGCUCUGACUGUGGAAAGAGUUUUAGUCUCUCAGGAAACCUUGUGAUACACCAGCGAAUUCACACAGGAGAGAAACCCUAUCGCUGCUCUGACUGUGGAAAGAGGUUCAAGUCAUCAGGACACCGUACAGCACACCAGCGAAUUCACACAGGAGAGAAACCGCAUUGCUGCUCUGACUGUGGAAAGAGUUUCAGGAGCUCAGGAGACCUUGUGAUACACCAGCGAAUUCACACAGGAGAGAAACCUUAUCGCUGCUCUGACUGUGGAAAGAGGUUCAAGUCAUCAGGACACCGUACAGUACACCAGCGAAUUCACACAGGAGAGAGACCGCAUUGCUGCUCUGACUGUGGAAAUAGUUUCAGGAACUCAGGAGACCUUUCAAAACACCAGCGAAUUCACACAGGAGAGAAACCUUAUCGCUGUUCUCACUGUGGGAAGAGUUUCAGUCGGUCAGGAAAUUUUGAAUUGCAUAAGCGAACUCACAAAGGAGAGAAACCAUAUCACUGUUCUGACUGUGGGAAGAGUUUCAGUCGGUCAGAACACCUAUUAAUACAUCAGCGAAUACACACUGGAGAGAGACCGUAUCACUGCACUGACUGUGGGAAGAGUUUCAGUCGAUCAGGACAACUUGUAACACACCAGCGAAUUCACACAGGAGAGAAACCAUAUUACUGCUCUGACUGUGGGAAGAGUUUCAGGGAUUCAGCAGACCUUGUAAAACACCAGAGAAUUCACACAGGAGUAAAGCCAUAUCACUGCUCCGACUGUGGUAAAAGUUUCAGUCAGUCAGGACAACUUGGAAAACAUCAGCGAAUUCACACAGGAGAAAAACCGUUUCAUUGCUCUGACUGUGGGAAGAGUUUCAGUUCGUUAGCAAACCUUGUUUCACACCAGCGAAUUCACUCAGGAGAGAAACCGUAUCACUGCUCUAACUGUGGGAAAAGUUUCCGUCACUCAGCAUCCUUUGCUGUACACCGGCGCAUUCACACAGGAGAGAAACCGUAUCGCUGCUCUCACUGUGGGAAGAGUUUCAGUCACUCAGCAACCUUUGCUGCACACCAGCGUAUUCACACAGGAGAGAAACCGUACCGCUGCUCUGACUGUGGGAAGACUUUCAGACGGUCGGGACACCUUGUUUCACACCGGCGCGUUCACACAGGAGAGAAACCGUACCACUGCUCUGAUUGUGGGAAGAGUUUCAGUAAGUCAAGAUCGCUUGUUACACACCAGCAAAUUCACACAGGAGAGAAAAAAAAAAAGAAAAUGUAAAUAAUGUUCCUGCAUAAAAAUAACUUUUAUCCAUUUUGCUUCCUGGCAUUUCAGCACAGCAGUGUGCUGCUGAAUAGUGUGGCUGCCCAAGCCGAGGAGACAGUCAGAACAAAUCCUUAAAUGGAAUUUACUAGUGUAACGACCUCGCCCUUAGCACAAAGCCAACCACUAUGGAGUGAUUGCCUCCCUAUAUUAAAUAUAUCCCAUGACAAAAACAAGUUCGACAAACAGCUGUUUGAAGGGGUGAUCUCAAAUGCAAAAAUCCAAGUUAGGAGAAGCAAUUAGGCCAAUCUUGUCAAGCAAAUAGGCACACUUGGAAAGGUGCUGGGGCCCAAGAUUCACAUAAUUCUUGCUUCUAACUUGGCGCCUUUUUUUAUCGCUUUGCUCCUCUUGAAAUGCUGUUUGUAUGACUUGAAGUGACUGAGACACACACUCACAUUGUAAUACGAAAGAGAUCAUUUCUGAUUGGAUCAGAAUCUGAGUGCUCAUGUUCAACACUGUUUUUUUUUUCUUCCAUAAAUAGAGCUAUUAAAAAAUGAUAUGUCCAAACUACAAAAUAAAAUGUGCAAUGCAAAUUUAGGACACAGUGUAAAUGCUCUUAUUGGAAGUCCAGGAAUGCUGAAUUCAGCUCCAUCGAUUGCUAUGAGCUACAGCUGUAUCACAGAGCAGCUCUCCUGGUAAACCCUUUGAAGGAGGAAACAAACUGCUAUUGUUAAUUAUUUUGCAUAGAAUGGCACAAGGCAGCUGUAAUAGAGUAAAUGUAGAUGCGCUUUUAGACUGUGUGUUGCUGCUAGCCCCACCCUGUGCAAAUUCAAAGUGUAAAACCAGAUAACACAACAAGCAGGGCACAAGCUAAGCGAUGAGCUGUAUUUGAUUAGGGAAAUAAAAGCUGUUUACUUUGACUAUCUACGUCAUUCUGGGUUCUUAUAGAAAUCAAAUGUAAGACAACAAAUAUACUAGAAGUGUCAGGGGUGGAAGUUGCAGAUGUUGAGAUAUUAGAGUCAGUGUUUCCCAGCAUGCAUCACUGUGAGCAGCUCCUUCCUCCAGACAAAGACCACACUGUAGUGUUUAGAUGACUGGGUGUGAGGAGCCUUGUGUUAACAAUGGGAGAACUGGGCUGACUGGGGAGCUCACUGCUACGGCCUAUUUCAAUAGUCUUAUUACUGUGUUGUUACAUUAUGGACAGCAGUGGUGCUCUGGCUCCCUCUUGUGGUCACUAUUAAUAUCUGCUCUGUGUCUCUCGGAGGUCAAAUUAAUUGCUCUUUGUCAUUAAAAUCCUGCUUUUAUCAUCAAACUC
This is a messenger RNA of Acipenser ruthenus (sterlet), 3709 nucleotides long. Its product is annotated as zinc finger protein ZFP2-like. The coding region runs from base 322 to 2412 and encodes 696 amino acids. Gene Ontology annotation, molecular function: RNA polymerase II cis-regulatory region sequence-specific DNA binding; DNA-binding transcription factor activity. The transcript is spliced from 4 exons. Gene Ontology annotation, biological process: regulation of transcription by RNA polymerase II. The record is from RefSeq and is a predicted model, not a curated record. Lineage: Eukaryota; Metazoa; Chordata; Actinopteri; Acipenseriformes; Acipenseridae.